CACUAGUCCUCCCUCCAGAGAAAGAAAGAACCGUAAAGCAUAAACCAAAUGGUCGCAGCCAUAGAUAUUUUUUUGCAAAUUGAAGAGAGAUCUGAGUAAGCUUUUAGGCAUUUAUGGCGUAGUAAGUUCCUAGACGCUAGAUCGAACCGUAGCUGGAACAUCAUUUGUCUCCUCCGUGUUUUGGAUCGGACUGAGGAGAGAUUCAGACAGCUCCGGUCGGAUUCCUCGAGCCUCCUCAGUUUAAUUGAUGAUGGGUUCUUAUCUUCGGAAUCUGUAGGUUUUCUAGUUCAUAUUCAAGCUUUUGGUGAAGCUCAUUAGAGGACUUGUUGUUGAAGAAGAUAAAGAACUUGUCGUUUCUAGGGUUUUGUUUGUGAUCCUGAGAUUCUUCUCCUCUGUUAAGGGUCACAUUCAAUCUUCUUAGGCUUGUCAUUUAGUUAAAGAAAGAGAAGAAGGUGAAGAAUGUAUACCAAACUCCUCGAGUGAUUUCUGGGAAUGGAGAAAAGUAUAACUUAAAGAACAGAGAAGAGAGUGUUGGAGGAUCAAGAAGUGAGUCUAUGGAAGAUUACUCAAAGUAUACUAAUAGUCCUGCCCAUCUAGCGGUCGUGCUUCAUGAUCAUGCGGCUCUUAGGCGAAUCGUGAUGGACCUUCCUCAGCUAGCCAAGGCUGGUGAGGUUAGUAACGAGGCAGAGUCUUUGCAAGCUGAGGCUCGUGCUGAUGCUGUCGCUGCAGUCAUUGAUCGACGCGAUGUUCCUGGCCGUGAAACACCUCUGCACCUUGCUGUUCGUCUUCGAGAUCCAGUCUCUGCUGAGAUCUUGAUGUCUGCUGGAGCAGAUUGGAGCCUGCAAAACGAGAAUGGUUGGAGUGCACUUCAAGAAGCGGUUUGCACUAAAGAGGAAGCCAUUGCUAUGAUCAUUGCACGUCACUACCAGCCUCUUGCCUGGGCUAAAUGGUGUCGGAGGCUUCCUCGUAUAACUGCUUCAGCGUCUCGUAUCCGUGAUUUUUACAUGGAGAUUACGUUUCAUUUCGAGAGCUCCGUUAUUCCUUUUAUUAGCCGUAUUGCUCCCUCGGAUACUUACCGGAUAUGGAAACGCGGUUCGAAUCUUCGUGCUGAUAUGACACUUGCAGGUUUUGAUGGGUUCCGUAUCCAACGAUCGGAUCAGACUUUUCUUUUUCUAGGAGAAGGUUACACGUCUGAAGAUGGGAAAGUUUCACUACCUCCUGGUUCUUUGAUUGUUCUUUCUCACAAGGAAAAAGAAGUAACAAACGCUUUGGAGGGAGCAGGAACCCAACCGACAGAAACGGAAGUUGCUCAUGAGGUGGCGCAGAUGUCUCAGACUAACAUGUACAGACCUGGCAUUGAUGUCACUCAGGCUGAUUUAGUUCCUCAGUUGAAUUGGAGACGGCAAGAGAGGACAGAAAUGGUCGGGAGCUGGAAAGCAAAAGUGUAUGACAUGCUUCAUGUGAUGGUGAGCGUGAAAUCAAGAAGAGUUCCAGGUGCAAUGACUGAUGAAGAACUGUUUGCUGUUGAUGAAGAGAAGAUGGCGAAUGGUCCCGGGAAUGAUGGCUUUGAAGAUGUUUUGACCUCUGAGGAAAGAAAGCAAUUGGACUCUGCCCUGCGGAUGGAGAACUCCGAUGCUGUUGAAGAUGAGGAGAAAGACGUUACCGAUCACCAGGAAAACGGUUCAGGAGGAGAAGCCAAUGGUGCUCCUCUCAAGGAGAAGAAAGGCUGGUUUGGCUGGAAUAAGAAAGGCUCAAAACAUGGUCCUGAUGGUGUUGAAGAUACAACAACAAAGCUCAAGAAAGGCUCAAAGUUGGCACCAGAAGAGGGAAACCAGAAAGAGAAAGGGAAAAGCCAAAGAUCGUCAUCACUAGCUGAUAAUGCCAAGGAGGAUGCUGGAGAUGGCAAGAAGGGAAAGGACAAAGCCGGUACCAAGAAGAAGAAGAGUGAGAGCGAAUACAAGAAAGGGUUAAGACCUGUACUGUGGUUAACACCUGAUUUCCCUCUCAAGACAGAAGAGCUUCUUCCGCUUCUUGACAUAUUAGCCAAUAAGGUCAAAGCCGUGAGGAGACUCAGAGAGCUCCUUACCACAAAACUUCCCACAGGAACAUUCCCUGUCAAGCUUGCGAUCCCCAUUAUCCCAACCGUCCGUGUUCUUGUCACGUUUACUAAAUUUGAAGAGCUCCAACCGUGUGAGGAAUUCUCAACGCCUCCUUCGAGCCCGGUUUUUCAUGAUGCAAAGUCAUCAGAGAACUCAUCAUCAGCAUCAUGGGUGUCGUGGAUGAAAGGAGCUCGUGGUGGUGGCCAAUCAAGCGACUGCGAUAGCAACCGGUACAAGGACAAUGAAGUUGACCCUUUCCUUAUACCGUCUGAUUACAGAUGGGUCGACUCAGCUGAGAAGAAACGCAGAAUGAAAGCCAAGAAAGCCAGAAUCAGGAAGAAUAGGAAACACGGUGCUCCAAAAGCUGGUAACUCGAGUUCUCGUUCCAAUCAAGAACCGGAACAACAAUCGCCACCCUGAAGUUGUCACUUAGUUGAGACAAAGGUUGGUUGUGUUAUUUGCUAUUGAUUUUGUAGUAAUGUCGUCUUAUUUGUGAAAAUUCUUAAUGAACACGUUUGCUAUAUAUAUGAAACAGCCAUUUUGCUUAA
Molecule: messenger RNA, 2647 nt
Organism: Eutrema salsugineum
Lineage: Eukaryota; Viridiplantae; Streptophyta; Magnoliopsida; Brassicales; Brassicaceae
Exons: 3
Coding region: 555-2519 (654 amino acids)
Cellular component (GO): cytoplasm
Molecular function (GO): protein binding
Source: RefSeq, a predicted model, not a curated record